UGUAGCAUCACAAAACACUUAAGCAUGCUGUGCCAAUGGUAGUGCUCAGCGUUUUAAAAUCGAAACGUGAUCAGUUUUUGCAUCGACCGUGGUCCCACAGCGACCACCCAGCCCUGGCAGGUUCAGGUCACAAGUCCUUGGGGCAUGGACAGCCUUCUUGCGCUCUUGCGUGCCUUGGACAAGCCUACAUAAACGCGAAUCAAGUAUAAAGAAGUGGCGGCAUGCCACGCCAGCCACGCACUCGGAGAUGGUGUCCUUGUUGAAAACAUGUUUGACAUUCCCUAUGUCAAACCUAAUCAGGCUGGACCAGAACUGACUGCUUUCAUGGCACGUGUCUGCACAGAAGUAAAAAGGAUACUUCCUUCUUUGCCCUGUGGUGUACAAAUACUUGCUGGAAAUAAUAAAAGUGCACUAGCAGUUGCAGCAGCCGCAGGUUUCCAGUUUGUGCGUGCUGAAGGCUUCGUGUUUGGGCAUGUGGCAGAUGAAGGUAUUAUGGAAUCCUGUGCAGGCGAGCUGCUGCGCUACAGACGCACUAUUGAUGCCCAGGACAUUCUUGUGUUCGCUGAUAUAAAGAAAAAACACUGUUCACAUGCAAUUACAAGUGACAUCAGUGUCCUGGAAACAAUGAAAGCAGCUGAAUUCUUUCAGUGUGAUGGCAUCAUCCUGACUGGAGGUGCUACAGGCCUGCCACCCAGUGUCACUGAACUGCAAGAGGGAAAAGCGGAAGCAACAGUGCCCAUAUUGCUUGGAUCAGGAAUUACAGAGAGCAACAUUCAAGACUAUUUUGCAGCAGAUGCAGUGAUUGUGGGAUCAUCGUUUAAGCAUGGAAAUGUCUGGAGUGGCACACUGAAUGGCCUACAGGUACGGGCAUUCAUGGAAAAGAUACACAUGUUACGUCAAACAUUAUAGGCAUCUCAACUCUGCAGAAUUUAAUUAAACACAGAAUAAAUGAAGACAGCUUUGUACUGGGAUGUGGCAUAAAUAAAAGUUUUAAUUUCUUUCUUUC
Dermacentor albipictus is the source of this 1006-nucleotide messenger RNA. NCBI's taxonomy places the organism in Eukaryota, Metazoa, Arthropoda, Arachnida, Ixodida, Ixodidae. The record is from RefSeq and is a predicted model, not a curated record.